ACGCCCACUUCCUGCCCCAUCCCGCUCCUUUCCAGGUCCCUCUCCCGGUGAACCGGAUGCUCUGUCAGUCUCCUCCUCCACGUCCUCGGCCGCCACCCGGGUCCCUCGCGAGGCGGCUGCCACCCCGAGGGCCUAGUCCGGAGGCUCCCAGCGACUGGCCUGGCAAGCGUGAGGCGCGGUAGGAGCUGGGCGCGCACGGCUACCGCGCGUGGAGGAGACACUGCCCUGCGGCGAUGGGUGCCAGGGGCGCUCCUUCACGCCGGAGACAGGCGGGGCGGCGGCUGCGGUACCUGCCCACGGGCAGUUUUCCCUUUCUGCUCCUGCUCCUGCUCCUCUGCAUCCAGCUCGGGGGAGGACAGAAGAAGAAGGAGAACCUUUUAGCUGAAAAAGUAGAACAGCUGAUGGAAUGGAGCUCCAGGCGCUCAAUCUUCCGAAUGAACGGUGAUAAAUUCCGAAAAUUUAUAAAGGCUCCGCCUCGGAACUAUUCAAUGAUUGUCAUGUUCACAGCUCUUCAACCUCAGCGGCAGUGUUCGGUGUGCAGGCAAGCUAAUGAAGAAUACCAAAUACUGGCUAACUCCUGGCGCUACUCAUCUGCUUUCUGUAACAAACUCUUCUUCAGUAUGGUGGAUUAUGAUGAAGGGACAGAUGUUUUUCAGCAGCUCAACAUGAACUCUGCUCCUACUUUCAUGCAUUUUCCUCCAAAAGGCAGACCCAAGAGAGCUGACACUUUUGACCUUCAAAGAAUUGGAUUUGCAGCAGAACAACUUGCAAAAUGGAUUGCAGACCGAACAGAUGUUCAUAUUCGGGUUUUCAGACCACCUAACUACUCUGGUACCAUUGCCUUGGCCCUGUUAGUGUCGCUUGUUGGUGGUUUGCUUUAUUUGAGAAGGAACAACUUGGAGUUCAUCUAUAACAAGACUGGAUGGGCCAUGGUAUCUCUGUGUAUAGUUUUUGCUAUGACUUCUGGCCAGAUGUGGAAUCAUAUACGUGGACCUCCAUAUGCUCAUAAGAACCCUCACAAUGGUCAAGUGGUAAGUCUGCAUUUUCUCAGCAUCGAUAUUUUGAACUUUAGUCAUGAUUAAUACACAGAUCAAAAUU
Molecule: messenger RNA, 1098 nt
Organism: Oryctolagus cuniculus (rabbit)
Lineage: Eukaryota; Metazoa; Chordata; Mammalia; Lagomorpha; Leporidae
Source: RefSeq, a predicted model, not a curated record